This is a messenger RNA of Morchella importuna, 801 nucleotides long. RefSeq lists its product as uncharacterized. The transcript has 3 exons. The coding region runs from base 1 to 801 and encodes 266 amino acids. The record is from RefSeq and is a predicted model, not a curated record. NCBI's taxonomy places the organism in Eukaryota, Fungi, Ascomycota, Pezizomycetes, Pezizales, Morchellaceae.
AUGCGGCUAUCUUCACUCUUCCUCUUGGCUGGCGCGUCACUUGUGUCUGCACAGUGGGGCGAUUAUCUCAACCGUGUUCUGGGCACACAGAAGCCACUCGCUGCGAAUGUUGAGGAGGUUGACCAGCACAUUGUGAUCGAGAGACGGGUGCGCAAUAUCACAUCCGAAAACUGGCGAAGUUCCAUCAACAAUACUGCUGUCGCUGAAGGUUCUGACGUGACCGAAACGGCCGAAGAGUGGUAUUUCUACUUUACCACAAGUAACGUUAACGGUACUCGGAACGCGACGAAAUGGGAUGGGAUUUUUGAGGAAACAACUGUUCAGCUCGCUGCUGCCCAGAACCUUGCUGGCCCCGCCCCCAAAAUCAAUCUUGGAAGAAUCGACUGUGCAUCGCCCGAAGCCACGGAAUUAUGUCAGACCUUCCUCUUGACAUCUCAAGGUAAACUUCCGGAGGUUUACCACAUUGCAUCCUUCGCGAAUGGCACCGUCGAGAUUAGGGAAGUUCCUUGGCCCGUUGAGUUGAUCGACGGAGAGCAAGCGGCACAUUUAGUAAAAUUUCACACUGAAGCGGCGUGGAAGAGUGUUGACGCCUGGUCGGGUAUCCUCAAUCCUAUUGACGGUGCGCUAAAAGACUUCGUUGUGCCUUAUAUUUCUACGGCCAUGUUGUAUUAUGAGACCCUCCCGCCGUGGGUCAUGAUGGUUACGAUCAGUCUUUUGGGAAGGACUAUUAUGUCACGGAUAACUAGGGGUGUCACUACAACCCCACCAAGAGCCCCCGCGCCUGCUGCUGGUUCUUCAUAA